AUGAACUUAGGUGACAAGAAAUUAAUUUUGUUUCAGGAAGCAAGUGAUAUGGAGUUGAAUACAAUCAAAGAAGUUAUAGAUGCAGAUGAGCAAGCGAUUGAGGCAAUAAUUUUUAUUGACCGUCUUCGUUUUUCCCAAAGAGAGCAGUUGAGAACAGAUUCAGAACGUGGACAACGAAUAAUGCAUCAGCUAAUGUAUGAGAGUCACACACAAUGCCUCCAUGUUUUACAUUCUCAUCGGGUAAGAUCUGAGGUUGCUCUAGCAAUGUCACUCAAGAUUUUGGGGCAUAAUCCAUCACGAAAGAUUAUAGCAGCAAAUUUUCAGGUUGCACAGUGGACAGUUACAACAAAAUUUAAUGAUGUUGAGAUGUUUUAG
Messenger RNA from Thlaspi arvense, 375 nucleotides. The record is from the annotation of a GenBank genome assembly. Lineage: Eukaryota; Viridiplantae; Streptophyta; Magnoliopsida; Brassicales; Brassicaceae.